Messenger RNA from Williopsis jadinii, 1320 nucleotides. RefSeq names its product glutamyl-tRNA(Gln) amidotransferase subunit HER2 (gene HER2). Gene Ontology annotation, biological process: mitochondrial translation; glutaminyl-tRNAGln biosynthesis via transamidation. Gene Ontology annotation, cellular component: mitochondrion; glutamyl-tRNA(Gln) amidotransferase complex. NCBI's taxonomy places the organism in Eukaryota, Fungi, Ascomycota, Saccharomycetes, Phaffomycetales, Wickerhamomycetaceae. Gene Ontology annotation, molecular function: glutaminyl-tRNA synthase (glutamine-hydrolyzing) activity. The transcript has a single exon. The record is from RefSeq and is a predicted model, not a curated record. The coding region runs from base 1 to 1320 and encodes 439 amino acids.
AUGGCUCUUGAAAAGGCCCGCUCAUUAGCAAGGCUCAACAUCUUCACGUCGUUGGCCAGUGAAAUCUCGCAGUCUCUGACGCCAAUUGCGAUAAAGGACAACAUUGCAACAAAGCUUCUCCCUACUACAUGCUCUUCUUACGCUCUGAGCAACUACAUUUCGCCGUUCCAGGCCACUGUGAUAGAUCUCUUGGAGGAUGAGUUCACAGUUGUUGGGAAGACCAACAUGGAUGAAUUCGGGAUGGGUGCGUCAACAACGUUCAGCCAUUACGGGCCUACUCUGAACCCAAUGUACCCUAACGAGAGAAGAAUCUGUGGAGGCUCCUCUGGAGGCUCUGCUGCUGCCGUUGCAGCUGGCAUUGUCCCUGUAGCACUGGGUACCGACACAGGUGGCUCUGUUAGACAGCCGGCCAGUUAUACCGGUAUACUGGGGUUUAAGCCAACAUAUGGAAGGAUUUCAAGAUGGGGUGUUGUUGCGUAUGCACAGUCUUUGGAUACCGUGGGUAUUCUUGGUAAGGACGUUGAUAUCAUCGAAAAGGUGUUUACCAAGUUAGACAAGCAUGAUCCUAAGGACCCAACCUCUCUGGGCGUGGAGCUAAGAUCUCGGUUCGACUCUAAGCAUGGUAACAAUAAGAAGCUUAGAAUUGGUGUGCCAGAGGAGUACGUGCUGGGAUUCGACCCCAAAGUUUCAAAGGCAUGGCAACAAUGCCUUGAAGCCCUAUCACAGGACCAUGAAAUCGUGCCAGUGAGUGUACCACUCAUUAAGAAGACACUGGCUAUGUACUUCACACUGGCACCUGCCGAGGCCUCGUCCAACUUGGGUCGUUAUGACGGUAUUCGUUAUGGUACAAGAUCUGAUAGCGAUAAGGAUUACUACGCAAAGACCAGAUCUGAAGGAUUUGGUGAGGAGGUGAAGAGAAGAAUAAUCUUGGGAAACUAUAACCUGAGUUCAGAUUCUUAUAAGAACCAUUUCUUGAAGGCCAAACUGCUACGUCGUGCUUUGAAACAACAGUUUGACGAGGUGUUCAACCAACCAAACUAUGUUACAGGCUCAGACCCUAAUGCCAAUGGAGUUGAUUUCUUACUGACUCCAACCACUGUAGGUCAGGCACCAACUAUUGAAGACUAUGAUGCACAGUCAUCAACUCAUGGUUACACACAGGAUGUACUCACGAUCCCAGCUUCUUUAGCUGGUAUCCCUGCAAUAUCAUUCCCUUGGGAAGUUGAAGGUGCCAAAAUUGGUCUACAGCUUAUGGGUCAAUGCGGUGAUGAUUACAACUUGUUGAGAAUAACACAAGAAACCAUGUCCUUGAACACAUAA